Molecule: messenger RNA, 1861 nt
Organism: Silurus meridionalis
Lineage: Eukaryota; Metazoa; Chordata; Actinopteri; Siluriformes; Siluridae
Product: epidermal differentiation-specific protein-like
Exons: 1
Coding region: 52-1083 (343 amino acids)
Biological process (GO): lens development in camera-type eye; visual perception
Molecular function (GO): structural constituent of eye lens
Source: RefSeq, a predicted model, not a curated record
AAUGAUCACAUUCUGCUCGGAGUCUCUACACCAGCCGCACCUCCUUCAGUCAUGAGCAAGAUCAUCGUCUACGACGGUUCUAACUUCCAGGGCCUCAGCAAAGAGUUCACCUCUGAUGUUCCCAAUUUAAAGAGUCUGAAUUUUGAUAACUGCAUCUCGUCGCUGAAGGUCAUCGGGAAUCCAUGGGUGGCCUACAAAGAUGCAAAUUUCGGCGGUGAACCAGCUGUUUAUGAAGAAGGAGAAUAUCCCAGCGUGUACUACAAUAACAUUUCGUCACUAGAAAUGGUGACAGAGGACCUGGAUAAUCCCCAGAUCACACUGUAUGAAGAUCAAAACUACAAGGGCCAGAGCCUCGUCCUCGACUGUGAGACCAGCUUGCUUUACGGCGCUUUUAAUGACACAGUAUCUUCUCACAAGGUGCAGAAAGGAGCCUGGGUUCUGUAUCAGCAUAAAGACAGAGGAGGGCAUAAGCUGGUGGCCAGAGUUGGUCGUGACAUGCCGAAGUACGAUUGGUUUGACAACCGCUUUUCCCACGUCCGUCCCCUUAAAGCUGGAAGAACGAUUGUUAAAGCAGAAGUUCAGUGGGACAAGAAGACCGAACAUGUAAAAAGUGUAAUGAUUGACGACUUUACUGGCGUGAAUAACGGAUCAGAAAAGCAAACCUUCACCACUGACAUGAUUCGAGAAUAUUCAGGAUCCGUCACUGAGAGCUUCAGCUUUACCAAUACCACACAGAUCAGUGUGGGAACCAGAUUCGAUAUAAUGUUUCUUAACGCUGUUGCAAUGAACACUUUAAAUAUCAGUAACACCUUUAGUGUGGAAGUGGGCAAAAGCAACACCAAAACCACUAGUGAAAGCGUCAGGGUCUCGUUACCAACCACCAUCCCUCCUCACACCAAGCUCACAGUGAACGUGGUGAGGAAGGAGGUGGCCAUUACAGUGCCGGUCAAGCUGACCAUCACCACUGGCUUUACGUCUAAGGUCGAGUAUGGAGAGUACAAGUGCGAGAAGGGGAACUCUAUUAUGGCCGAGUACAAGGAGGAGAAGCUACAGCCAAAAAAAGUAAUAACAGAAAUAUUCUAGAAAAUGAAUUUGCUUGAUUUGAGUGAAUUUGACUGAGAAAUCAAAAAUAAAAGUGGUUAUUACUCAUUUAUUGUAAAACUGUUCACAGUGCAGUCUUUUUACCCUGAGUUUAUUUUCGGCUUUUAAACUGGUUUCAUUUUAAACUUCAAUAGUUUUUACUUAACUUUGGUUUGGCUUUGAAGUUUUUUAAAUACAAAUCCACUUUUGUGCAUCAUGAUGUCUUGACUUUAAAAACAGGAGUAAAGUUGAAUGUAACAUUGUAAUAUGUUUUACUUAAAGCCUGCAAUCAGAAUAAUCUUCUCAUAUACACUAUGUGGAGAAGUAUAUUAGGCCACCUGACAUGUCCAGCCAUAUGCGGUUCUUCUCCAAACUGGUAGCAUGAAAUUUUUUACUUCACUUGAACCAGAAGACCGAAAACUGUUCCAGCAUGGUGACGUCCCUGUGCACAAAGCCAGCUCCAUGAAGAUCUGCUUUCUAUAAUUUAAAGUGGAAGAUCUUCUGCUUCAACCCUACUAAAAACCAUCGAGAUGCACUUGUGUCUGAAUGAGCACAAAUCUCCAUAAGAACACUCCAAAAUCUAGUGCAACAUCUUCCCAGAAGAGUGGAGAUCAUUCUAACAGCAAACUAAAUGUGAAAUGGGAUCUUCAGAAACCACAUACCAACCUUAUGGUCAGAUGUCCACAAACUUUUGUUCAUAUAGUGUAUCAUUAACAAAUGUUCAAGAGUAUCUUAAAGUUUUUGUUCUUACACUACAAAUAAAUGAAUAAAUGAGUGUGGA